GGCGGGGGAAAGUGGUGUUCUGGGGCUGGUAUGUUCUGCAGGAUCCUGGGAGGGAAAGGAGGGUGCUGGGGGGUGGCGGAGGAGAGAGGGUUGAUCUGGUCUGGGGAGUUCUGUUGGGUGAUCUGGUGCUGGGGGAUCCGGGGGGCAGGGUGACCUAGUGCUGGGCGAAAGAGGUGACCCGGGGGUAGAGUUGUAACGUCUGGGUGGAAGCUAUGUUUGGAGGCAGAGAGGUACUUUGUGUGUUGGAGCAUAUGUAAGUAGAGACUCUGGGGGUACUUGAUUCUAAGGGUUGAGCAGAACAUGAGGGAUCAAAAGCUGGUAUGUUUGGGAGGAGGGGCGCUUGAUUCUGUGUGACAUAUUCUCUUAGCUGGAAACUCUGUUAAAAGGCUUGUUAAACUGAGGUCACUGGGUAGACAGAUAUGGUGACAGGUGGAUUAGAUGUAUACAGGGAGAUUUAGUGAAAGAAAUUAGUUAAUAUUCAUCAUAAUCUUAAUCCUGGUGUUUUGUUCUUGUUACGGUAUUUGUCAAGCUUUGCUAUGAAAUGUAAUGAUGAGGAAAUUCUGGUAGAAGAGUUUUACAUGAGAUAUAAACUUUAUUUUUACUUCCCCGAAGCAGGUUUGAUACAUACCACUUGCAGCAGGUGGACCAAAACCAUGAAUCACCUUUCUGUGUUUUGAGGUUUGUCCAACAUUUGUGUCUGUGUGGCUGCUGGGUGAUUUGGGUAGAAACAAAGGGAGACUCUAUUUGAAGUCAGAGCAGACGUGGAUCAUGUUUGUAUAUGGAUGAGUCUCAGUAUUUCAUCUGCAGAAACAAAUCCUCAGGUUACAAAAAUGUUCGGUACAGCACAGUCAUCCAAAGCUCAGUUCCUCAAUAAAGCGCGUCAGGCCCGUGAGGAGCGGAGAGAGCUGAAAGAGAGAGAGAGAGCUGCCAUUCAGAUCCAAGCCCUGAUCAGGAGGUUUCUUUGUCGAUGCUGGCUGCAGAGGGAGAUCAGGAGAGAAGUGGAGGAUUUCUUUGAAAUAAAUGAAUCUGUUUCCAGUAAAAGAAGUGCACUUUCCAUCUUCAAAAUUUCCAGGAAACUGCUGUUUGUUUUCAGAAUUAAAGAGGACAAAGAGAGAUUUGAAAAGUUGUGUCGCUGUAUCUUGAAUAGUAUGGAUGUUGAGAAUGAGCCCAAGGUGUGGUAUGUGUCAUUAGCACUUUCUAAGGAUCUUACACUCUUGUGGAUCAAACAGAUCAAGGACGUCUUGUGGUUUUGCUGUGAGUUUCUCAAACAGCUUAAGCCUGACAUCCUACAAGACUCUAAACUGGUCAAUUUGCACCUCACGAUGCUUGUUACCUUCACAGACACUUCCACGUGGAAAAUACUUCGGGGAAAAGGAGAAACCCUGCGACCUGCUAUGAACCACAUCUGUGCAAAUAUCAUGGGACAUCUCAAUCAGAAGGGAUUUUAUUCUGUGCUGCAGAUUUUGCUAACAAAUGGCUUGGCAAGAUCCAGACCAUCCCUGUCCAAAGGCACUUUAACCGCAGUCUUUUCUCUUGCAUUGCGCCCUGUGAUUGCUGCUCAGUUUUCUGACAAUCUCUUGAGAUCAUUCCUGAUCCAUAUCAUGUCAGUGCCUGCUAUUGUGACUCACCUUGCUACGCUAACACCUGAGCGUCUCUCAGUGCUAGAAUCCCAUGACCUUUUCCGCAAAUUCAUCUUAUUUUUAAGUCGUGAGGCUCAGUGCCGAGAUGUCUGCGUGUGUUUAGAAGGAAGCCAUACUCUUUGUUUACUGGGUAACCUCAUUUAUCUGGGCUCCUUGAAUGACAAAGUGCUAGAGGACGAGACUGCUCACUUUGUGAGUGUGCUCAUCCACAUGCUCUCUUACUGCCAGAAGUAUGUGUCACAAAAGAAAUCCAACCUCACGCACUGGCACCCUGUCCUUGGCUGGUUCUCCCAGACUGUGGAUUAUGGGUUAAAUGAGUCCAUGCCUCUGCUCACAAAGCAGUUGCAGCAUCUCUGGGGAGUCCACCUAAUUCGCAUCCUCUUCAGUGAUGUUCUCAGCAAGAAGCUGGUGGAGACUCAGGAUCCGACUUAUCCGUUGGGGCAAACUGCUUCCCCACAGAACAGCCUUCCUAUGAAAAGUCAGUUCAAUCUUUUCAAGCGAGCCUUCCAGAAAUCCGCCUCUGUUCGCAACAUCCUCAAGCCAGUUGGAGGCAAGCGGGUGGAUUCAGCAGAGGUGCAGAAGGUUUGCAGCAUCUGUGUGCUAUAUCAAACCACGCUGACGACUCUGACGCAGAUCCGGCUGCAGAUACUCACAGGCCUCACUUAUCUUGAUGACCUGUUGCCCAAAUUGUGGGCAUUUAUCUGUGAGCUGGGACCCCAGGGUGGAUUAAAACUCUUCUUGGAAUGCCUGAACAAUGACACAGAAGAGUCCAAGAGACUGCUGGCUAUGCUGAUGCUGUUUUGUGACUGUUCUCGACACCUUAUCACAAUUCUCGACGAAAUUGAAGUCUAUGAAGAACAGAUCUCAUUCAAAUUGGAAGAGCUAGUUACCAUCUCCUCUUUCCUGAAUUCCUUUGUGUUUAAGAUGAUCUGGGAUGGAAUUGUGGAGAAUGCCAAAGGAGAGACGCUGGAGUUGUUCCAUUCUGUUCAUGGCUGGCUGAUGAUUUUGUAUGAAAGAGACUGCCGCCGGCGCUUUGCUCCUGAGGACCACUGGUUGCGGAAGGACCUCAAACCCAGUGUGCUCUUUCAAGAGCUGGACAAAGACAAGAAGCGAGCUCAGCUGCUCUUGCAGUACAUCCCGCAUGUCAUCCCCCAUAAGAACAGGGUUCUUCUUUUCCGAAACAUGGUGACAAAGGAGAAGGAGAAGCUUGGGCUGGUUGAAACAAGCUCUGCAUCACCUCACGUCACACACAUAACUAUCCGCCGCUCACGGAUGCUGGAGGAUGGAUAUGAACAACUAAGGCCGCUGACUCAGAACCUCAUGAAGGGAGUUAUCCGAGUGAAGUUUGUGAAUGACCUGGGUGUCGAUGAGGCUGGUAUUGAUCAAGAUGGUGUUUUCAAAGAGUUCCUGGAGGAGAUCAUAAAGAAGGUGUUUGACCCUGCACUCAACCUCUUUAAGACGACCAGCGGCGACGAGAGGCUGUAUCCAUCCCCGACAUCCUACAUCCACGAGAACUAUCUCCAGCUCUUUGAGUUUGUGGGAAAAAUGCUCGGGAAGGCUGUGUAUGAGGGGAUAGUUGUGGAUGUUCCCUUUGCUUCCUUCUUCUUGAGUCAGCUGCUUGGGCACCGUCACAGUAGCUUUUACAGCUCUGUGGAUGAACUUCCCUCUCUGGACUCUGAGUUCUACAAAAACCUCACCUCGAUUAAGCGCUACGAUGGAGAUAUCAGCGACUUGGGCUUAACGCUCUCCUAUGACGAAGAUGUGAUGGGUCAGCUUGUUUGCCAUGAACUUAUUCCUGGAGGGAAGACCAUUCCUGUUACCAAUGAAAAUAAAAUCAGCUACAUCCAUCUCAUGGCUCAUUUUCGGAUGCACACGCAGAUAAAAAGUCAGACGGCUGCGCUCAUUAGCGGCUUCAGGUCAAUAAUUAAGCCCGAAUGGAUUCGGAUGUUUUCUGCACCUGAGUUACAGCGGCUCAUAUCCGGUGACAAUGCUGAAAUUGACCUAGAGGACUUAAAGAAACACACUGUGUACUAUGGUGGCUUCCAUGGGAGUCACAGGGUCAUUAUCUGGCUCUGGGACAUCCUAGCCAAUGACUUCAGCCCCGAGGAGAGAGCGAUGUUUCUAAAGUUUGUUACCAGCUGCUCCCGGCCUCCGCUUCUGGGCUUUGCCUACCUCAAGCCUCCUUUCUCCAUCCGCUGCGUAGAAGUCUCAGAUGAUCAGGACACUGGCGAUACGCUGGGCAGCGUGCUAAGGGGCUUCUUCACCAUACGCAAGAAAGAGCCAGGGGGCCGGCUCCCCACCUCUUCUACUUGUUUCAACCUGCUCAAGCUUCCCAACUACAGCAAGAAGAGCAUCUUGCGAGAGAAGCUGCGCUAUGCCAUCAGCAUGAACACAGGCUUUGAGCUCUCGUAGCUGCUUUGGCACCUGGGGUCGGCCCCAAGAGCCGCUAGCUGACGUGGGACACACGGCCCUUCGUGUGAAGCGGGUUGGUCAGCUCCAAGACAAAUAUAUGCAAAUGGUAUUAGAGGUUCACAGGGAGAGCUCCUGGGCUAGGCAGCUGCGGGAUCUGUCUAAGCUGUCCUGCAGCACUAGGGCAGUGCUGGGUCGGAUCCAAUACGCUUGUCGUCAUGUAAACUAUUAUUUAAAAUCAAACCCAGAGAGAGCAUUAAAGUAGCAUUGAAAACCCCAGUCUGGAUCCAGCAGCCAGCGGGCCUGGGCCAUGAUGUGGAGUCCAAGUUAGCUGCUGUCGUGCAGGAGGGUUUUUAACUUUCCUAGGAGAUGGCCCAGCUGUUCCUUUGGGUGGUGCCAUUCGAAGUAAGGCGACAGUGGAAGCGUUGCUGAAGUACUAGGAGGCUAGACGGUAGUCAGCUGCAUUGACUGUGCGUGUUCCCUUAGUCCCUUCGCUCUGGCAAAGCUUUGCAGUGAUGAUGUCCUGAGGUCCUGUGCACCAGGCAAGGCCGGCGUGCUCAUCUACCGUGAAAACAAACAGCUUGCCCGAGUGUAGGAGCAACAGCCAUAAUGGCAGAAAAAUCAACCUUCCGCUCUCCAAGACCGUUUCAAAAUGCUGUAGAAUAGGAGCUCAAAGAACCGACGCAGAGGCUGGAAUGCAGAGGCAGUCGCACUGCUGCUGGCUCCUUGCCAGUUCUGCAUGUUGGAGGAGAGGGAACACUUUCUGCUUUUAAGCAAAUUAGAACAAGGUUUAACUUUAUUUUAUUUUCAUCUUACAAGUGACCAGGAAGCACAGUGGCACUUGUAUAGCAUUCGACUCUGUCAGUGUCAUUAAAUGCAUCUUCCAUAGUCAUCUUUAAUGCUUGGAAUGCAUCAAGCUGCCAAUAGCCUGUUUUAAAACGCCUCAGCUGGGAAGUUCACCUCUUGCUCAGAGAUGUAAAUUUCAUAGUUCAGUUUACCUUCUCUCUCCCUUAUGGAGGUCUCUGCUUUAGCCCAUUUGCAACCCCGACUUGGCCUCUCCAAAGCCCAGUGAUGUUUGCUUGCCAAACUAUUUAUUUGUAAUAUUUUUGGCCUUAUUUUAUUAGCUUCUGCUCACCUGCUGCAAUUCAGCUUUUUAGCUGGUGGUUAUGAAGAGUCUUUUUCAGGAGGGAGGGAAUGUGUUUGUGUGUAUGUGUGAGAUUCCCACCUGCUGGCCAUUUCCACUUCUUUUUUUAAUGAUGAAAUAUAGAGACUGUCCAGUCAAACCUCGUUUAGGCCUGCUACUUUGCACCUCUGACAUUUUACAGCCAGAGUGGAUCCUGUCUCAGCCCAGCAGUUCUCCAUGUUCUAUGGAGAAAGGACGGUGCUUUCUCUCAGGUGUUCCCUUGUGCUGCGUGGAUUUCUGGAAAGCACAGUAUGCUCUAAUGUUCAGGAACAAUUAUUUUAUUUAACUCUUCACUCUGCCUAUUGCAGCCCAGCUAAAAGGAUCUCGUGCCGAGGUUGACAGCUUUCCCUCUCGCCUUCCUUUCCUCCUCUUAGCAUAUGAGGGGUGGGUGUGUUUGUGGUUUUAACAAACCCUACUCUCCACAAUACCUAGGCGGAUCCAACGAAAGCAUCGCUGUGCAAGUUGCCCAGCAGCAGAUGCUACAAUGCAAGGCUACCUCAUCUUCAGGAUCUUUUCAAUAGGUAUGAAUGGCAGGAGAUCCAAACCCAGGCAUGUUUGCAUAGCACAAGUCUCAGCACCGGAAUGGUCCCCAGGGUGUUGGGCAGGCCCUCUGAAUCCUUAGUGAGAGACAAGAAUUAGAAAGCAGACCAGAAAAUGCUCCCAGCUGGAACUCCUCAAACAAGAGCAUCCGAAUGCCCGUCAUGUUUUCUCUUCUUUCAUUUUAAUCGACACUGAAUUUCAAGGGAAUAAACUUUCUCUACUUGAGAACUAUUACUGGAAAAUGCAUCUCAAAUCCUCCUAUAUUAGGGACUUUUUCUGUGUGAACUCUAUUCUGUAGGAAUGAACUGAUCUAUUAAUGAAGGAAGAAGCGUCUGCUAAGUUGAGUGAAUAUGGAGAAUUUAUAGAGAGCAGUAAACACCGUUUUUGAUUUUGUGUAAGUGAUCACUUAACACUUGUUAACCAUCGUAUAGACUGAAAGGCCAUGACACUGACCUGUAACAGAUUAUUGUAGCUUAAGAUAUGACACAGUAUUGUUUUUCUUAGAUAAACGCAAUGUCCUGUUAGAUCACAAGCCUGAAAUUGUCUGUUAAACAACAAAUCUCUGCUCCCCUUUAAGUUUCCUUGAAAAGUUUGGAAAUAUUGCACUAUACAAGACACUAAAACUAUAAUUUUGUAGCUAUUGUAUCAAUUGUGAUUGUGUAAUAAACUACACACACUCUGUUGGCUAUAUGGAUAACAGCAUUUCUCAUAAGUAACUGAUUUCUGUAUGACUUUGAGAGGCUCUGUUACAUUUGUAUUGAGUAGAAGGCUAUGAAUAUGACAGGUCCUGCCCUGGGUGUCUGUAGUUUGCAUGUGUGUUCUGUGUGGGGAGGAGAAAGUUUUUUGCUAUAGGAGAUUAAUGAGUUUAUUUUUUCUAUAGAUAAGACUUAAUGGUCCUGAGAUCCUGGCACAUCUCAUGUCAAAAAUGCAGAAAGAUAUUAAAUAAACCUGAUGUGUUGAAUAAGA
Chelonoidis abingdonii (Abingdon island giant tortoise) is the source of this 6738-nucleotide messenger RNA. It is a transcript of the gene UBE3B, whose product is annotated as ubiquitin protein ligase E3B. Gene Ontology annotation, molecular function: ubiquitin protein ligase activity. Gene Ontology annotation, biological process: ubiquitin-dependent protein catabolic process; protein polyubiquitination. The record is from RefSeq and is a predicted model, not a curated record. Lineage: Eukaryota; Metazoa; Chordata; Testudines; Testudinidae.